UCUGUUAAAACCCUAGAACUCCCUCUGUACGAAGCCGCCUUCAUCGUGAGCCUUCUCUGUCUUCUAGGGUUUCGCACAGUCGUAUUCCCACUCUCUGCAAGCAAAAAUGGUUCUGCAAAACGAUAUCGAUCUGCUCAACCCUCCGGCCGAGCUCGAGAAGAAGAAGCACAAACUCAAGCGUCUUGUGCAGUCCCCUAACUCCUUCUUCAUGGACGUCAAGUGCCAGGGAUGCUUCAACAUAACCACGGUGUUUAGCCACUCUCAGACCGUUGUGGUGUGCGGAAACUGCCAGACAGUAUUGUGCCAGCCGACCGGUGGUAAAGCCAGGCUCACCGAGGGCUGUUCUUUCAGGAGAAAGGGAGAUUGAGGUUUGAAUUCGAUGAUCGGCCAUCGUUUUUUACCAAGAUGUUGCUCUUAAGUUGCUCAAUGUCGGGUUUUGUCUAAAUUUUGGAUUCUCUUGGUUGGUUGUUCUCUAAUGUCUAUGGAUUUUGGUCUACUUUAAUGUUUGUUUAAGCAAUAGAAUUGGCUUUUAUUUGAAAUCGUAUCGCAAAUCGGUUGUUUUGCUUA
Tarenaya hassleriana is the source of this 567-nucleotide messenger RNA. RefSeq names its product 40S ribosomal protein S27-2-like. Gene Ontology annotation, biological process: ribosomal small subunit assembly; translation. The record is from RefSeq and is a predicted model, not a curated record. The coding region runs from base 107 to 367 and encodes 86 amino acids. The transcript is spliced from 4 exons. Lineage: Eukaryota; Viridiplantae; Streptophyta; Magnoliopsida; Brassicales; Cleomaceae. Gene Ontology annotation, molecular function: RNA binding; structural constituent of ribosome. Gene Ontology annotation, cellular component: cytosolic small ribosomal subunit; ribosome.